AAGUGAGCAGGCGAUAUGGUCAACAUCUGAAAAGCUUAUACACAAUCUCCCAUCUCCUCUGUUUCGCCUCGCAGUAUAGCUCUACCACCAUCUUCGCCGUCAGACAAAAUGGGUGAACCUCAAUAUGCCAAGUACCCUGACCUCCAACUCGCCCAAAAUAUCUUUCAAAUAUCCAAUCCUCACUGCCCCAAGGCCGUGAAGCAGUCAUCCGUUAAAGCUCUUCAAAAUGCCAUCAAAGAGCACACAAUGGCACCUCUCUAUAGGUAUCUUGCGCAUCCUACGGAGGGUAUAUUGAAUGCGCUAGGUGAAGGAUCCGCACAGAAGUCUCCAGGCAACCGAAGACCAUCUUCAAACGCUGCAAGCAUGCUAGCUACUCGGAGUCCUACACUAGACGUAGUUCUACCUUGGAAUGAGAAAUUGUACGAGGAGCUGAAAUCCGAGAACGAAAAGGAGCUGGAAGCGAUACAGAAGGAAGAGGAUGAGGCAACUGAGGCCGCGGGCGAGACAGAGAUACAACAAGCAAGAGGCAAACGGGCUGAGCUCUGGACAAGAACCGGCGACAAGGAAAAAGCGAUCGCAGGAUUCGAAGCUGUCUUUGAGAAGACAGGCAUUUUGGGCACAAAGAUCGACCUUGUCUUAGCUAUCAUUCGCGUCGGUUUGUUCUUUGGAGACAAGAUAUUGGUGAAGAAGAACAUCGAGCGAUGCGCCACGCUUGUAGAGAGCGGUGGUGACUGGGACAGACGCAAUCGUUUGAAGGCCUACCAAGGUCUCCAUCUGCUCACUGUCCGGUCCUAUAGUUCCGCCGCGCCCCUACUUCUCGAUAGUCUAUCCACAUUCACCAGUUACGAGCUCUGCAACUACCCGUCUCUCGUUGUGUACGCCGUGCUGUCCGGUUCAGUCGCACUCAAACGCGUAGACUUCAAGUCAAAGGUGGUCGACGCACCUGAAAUCAAAGCUAUUCUUGGCGAUGCUGAGGAGAAGAUGGCUGCUCUCUCAGGGGCAAUCUCAUCAGGACCAGCUGCUGGAGAUGAAGAGAUGUCUGACGCUCCGAAAUCGACUGCCACGCCCGCCAUCGUCAAUCUGACCACAUUAGGUCAGAACACAGCUGCCCAAGACGAAGCCCCAGUUGACUUCGGUCCCCUCGCGAAUUUGGUCAACAGUCUCUAUACCGGCAACUACUCAGGAUUCUUCGCCGCCUUGGCAGCCGUGGAAGACAAUUUUCUAUGCAAGGAUAGAUAUUUGUACGAGCACAAGGGAUGGUAUGUUCGAGAAAUGCGUCUUCGAGGCUACCAGCAACUUCUGCAAAGCUACAGAGUUGUUGGCCUCCAGAGCAUGGCAGAUGACUUUGGAGUGACGGUCGAUUUCCUGGAUAGGGACCUCUCCAAGUUUAUCGCAGGAGAUCGCGUUCCUUGCACGAUCGAUCGCGUGAAGGGUAUAAUCGAGACGAACCGGCCCGACGACAAGAACAAGCAAUACAAUGACGUCGUCAAGCAGGGAGAUGCGCUCAUCACGAAGUUACAGAAGUACGGGCAGUCAGUGAGAUUACGUGGCAGUGAGCGAGGCUAGAGCAUAGAGACACUAUUAAGUAUAGGUCGCACAAGAUGUUGUAAGAAUCCACAACACCUCACAAAAACAGCCAGAUUCAUGGACGAUUCAAUAAUUGAUAUUCGUGAGAACUUGUGAUUGUGCUUGCAAAUAGACAAAAGGCAUUAACAGUUUAUACACUAAGGAUGGUGCCUUGCAGACAGCAUAUUGGCACAAAACGUGACCCUAUAGCGAGCUUAGAGGUUAGGCAUAUGGUUGGCGUGAAUGAUAAGGGCUAUGCGACAUCUCAACU
This is a messenger RNA of Pseudovirgaria hyperparasitica, 1837 nucleotides long. Its product is annotated as 26S proteasome regulatory subunit RPN7. NCBI's taxonomy places the organism in Eukaryota, Fungi, Ascomycota, Dothideomycetes, Acrospermales, Acrospermaceae. The transcript has 3 exons. Gene Ontology annotation, cellular component: proteasome regulatory particle. The coding region runs from base 109 to 1566 and encodes 485 amino acids. The record is from RefSeq and is a predicted model, not a curated record. Gene Ontology annotation, biological process: proteasome-mediated ubiquitin-dependent protein catabolic process.